AUGUGUGACCAGCAGCAGAUUCAGUCUUACAUGCCAAUCCCCCAGUGCUGCAUCAAGGGUUCCUCCUUCACCCCCUCCCCAUCUCCCCGUGCCACAGGCCAGGUAGUGGUCCAAGCUCCUUGUGAGGUACAAAUUGUGGAAUGUCCGGCACCAGGCCCAGUUCAAGUUUCCCAGGCUCCAUGCCAAGUUCCAUGCCAGACCACCCAGGUGAAGUGCCAAGCUCCCUGCCAGACUCAGACCACUCAGGUGAAAUGUCAGGCUCCGUGCCAGUCUGAGGUUUCCUAUGUGCAAUACGAAGCUCCGGGCCCCAUUCAAACUUGCUAUGUAGAAAAUGCUCCAGUUUGCUAUACAGAAACCUGUUUCGUGGAAUACCCAGUCCAGUCCUAUGUACCCUGUCCAGCUCCACAGCCUGUCCAGACUUACAUAGAAUAUUCCCCUGUGUGCCAGACUCAAGGAGGAUUCUCCAUGCAGCGCCAAUAUCUGGGCUCCUAUAGUAGCCGCGCCCCGCAGCCCCAGUCGGGAGCGUCUUACAGCCGUUGCGCCACCCAGAUGCAGUCACGGGCGUCCUACAGCAACUGCGCCCCCCAGAUCCAGUCUCGGGCGUCCUACAGUAGCUGCGCCCCUCAGCGCCAGUCCCGACCUUCAUUUCGCACUUGUGCACCCCAGUACCAGGCCCAGGGCUCUUAUGGAAGCUUCACUGCGCAGCGUAGGUCUCAGAGCGCGGGCAGAUGCCUCCCUCCUCGUCAACUGCAGCCUUCUUACCGCAGCUGUUCUCCACCACCGCGUUGUGGGCCGGACUACAGCAGCCGCCUUCCAUCAAGAUACGCUCCGGAUUCCUGCAGCUACUGCACACCGCCCCGCCGCUCCGAGCCCAUCUAUCACAGCGGCUGUGCUCGGGGUCGCACUCCAGAACGCUCUAACAAAUGUGGUCCCAAGUGCCGAUUAGAGAUUUCUUCCCCCUGCUGCCCCGCGCAAGUCCCCCCACAGAAGUGUCCUGUUCAGCUUCCUCCCAUCGCACGCUGCUCCAAGAGCUGUGCCCCAUGGUCCUCCUCUGGUGCCUCUUGCCCGGACCUGAGGCGACGUGAAUUCCCAAGUUCAAGCUUCUGUCCACCACGCCGUCUUGACCAAUGUCCAGAGCCUUCACUGGAGAGAUGCCCACUGCCUGCCCCUCGGCCAUAUUCACGACCAUGCCCACGCCCAGAGCGGUGUUUGAGUCCAGAACCUCGCCCGUGUCCUCCACCUCGCAGGCUUUCAGAACCGUGUUUAUAUCCAGAACCACGACCAGCACCACGUUCAGCUCCAUGUCCUAAUCCAGUUCCGUGUGAGCCCCCAGAGCCACUUCCUCAGCCAUGUGAUCACCCAGAACCUUGUCCACUUCCAGAGCCAAUACCCCUUCCAGCACCCUGCCCAAGUCCAGAGCCAUGUAUGGAGCCUCGGAGCUAUCCCAAUCCAUGCUCAGGCCCUAAUCCAAUUCCAUGCCCACAAGACCUAGGCUGUCAUGAAUCCAUUCCACACCACCUGGACACUGAGGUGCCCAGCUGUGCCCCAGCUGGUUACAACCAGGAAAGAGAGAGUGGUGCUGGCUGUGGAUCCAGUGGUCUGAGUGGAUGCCAAGACCAAGGAGAUGCCUGUGUUGGAGUGAAAGGUGGGGCUUAUACUGGAGUAAAGAGUGCCUAUUUUUAA
Molecule: messenger RNA, 1683 nt
Organism: Orycteropus afer afer
Lineage: Eukaryota; Metazoa; Chordata; Mammalia; Tubulidentata; Orycteropodidae
Source: RefSeq, a predicted model, not a curated record